AUGCUCCUGCUGUCGUCUCGCAGCGCGCUCCUGUCGGUCUACUGCCCGCAGAUCUUUCUCAUCCUGUCCAGCGGCAGCUACCUAGCGCUGUCCUCCGUGGUGGCCCUGGGAGCUAACAUCAUCUGCAACAAGAUCCCUGGCUUGGCCCCGCGGCAGCGCGCCAUCUGCCAGAGUCGCCCUGAGGCCAUCAUCGUGGUCGGCGAGGGCGCGCAGAUGGGCAUCAACGAGUGCCAGCACCAGUUUCGCUUUGCCCGCUGGAACUGCUCGGCGCUGGGCGAGAGGACGGUCUUCGGGCAGGAGCUCCGAGUAGGAAGCCGAGAAGCGGCCUUCACCUACGCCAUCACCGCGGCCGGCGUGGCGCACGCCGUCACCGCCGCCUGCAGCCAAGGCAACUUGAGCAGCUGCGGCUGCGACCGCGAGAAGCAGGGCUACUACAACCAGGCGGAGGGCUGGAAGUGGGGCGGCUGCUCCGCCGACGUGCGCUACGGCAUCGACUUCUCCAGGCGCUUCGUGGAUGCCCGCGAGAUCAAGAAGAACGCGCGGCGACUCAUGAACCUGCACAACAACGAGGCCGGCCGCAAGGUCCUGGAGGAACGCAUGAAGCUGGAGUGUAAGUGUCACGGCGUGUCGGGCUCGUGCACCACCAAGACGUGCUGGACGACGCUGCCCAAAUUCCGCGAGCUGGGCCACCUGCUCAAGGAGAAGUACAACGCUGCCGUGCAGGUGGAGGUGGUGCGCGCCAGCCGCCUGCGGCAGCCCACCUUCCUGCGCAUCAAGCAGCUGCGCAGCUUCCAGAAGCCCAUGGAGACGGACCUGGUAUACAUCGAGAAGUCGCCCAACUACUGCGAGGAGGACGCGGCCACGGGCAGCGUGGGCACGCAGGGCCGCCUGUGCAACCGCACCUCGCAAGGGGCCGACGGCUGCGACACCAUGUGCUGCGGCCGCGGCUACAACACGCACCAAUACACCAAGGUCUGGCAGUGCAACUGCAAGUUCCACUGGUGCUGUUUCGUCAGGUGCAACACCUGCAGCGAGCGCACCGAGGUCUUCACCUGCAAGUGA
Echinops telfairi (small Madagascar hedgehog) is the source of this 1062-nucleotide messenger RNA. It is a transcript of the gene WNT7B, whose product is annotated as Wnt family member 7B. Lineage: Eukaryota; Metazoa; Chordata; Mammalia; Afrosoricida; Tenrecidae. The record is from RefSeq and is a predicted model, not a curated record. Gene Ontology annotation, molecular function: cytokine activity; frizzled binding. Gene Ontology annotation, biological process: cell fate commitment; positive regulation of JNK cascade; canonical Wnt signaling pathway. Gene Ontology annotation, cellular component: extracellular region. The transcript is spliced from 4 exons. The coding region runs from base 1 to 1062 and encodes 353 amino acids.